This is a messenger RNA of Castor canadensis (American beaver), 732 nucleotides long. NCBI's taxonomy places the organism in Eukaryota, Metazoa, Chordata, Mammalia, Rodentia, Castoridae. The record is from RefSeq and is a predicted model, not a curated record.
AUGAAAGGUCAAGAGACAAUUGAAGUACAAGAUUUGAAUGAGAUACUGAAAACGAGCCAAGAAAAAGUUGAAAUAUUUGAAAGCGAUUUGUCAGAAGAGAGAGAGAAGAGAAAGCAAUUGGUAACCAGUUUCAUUACUACCCAGAAGGCCUUGGAAAUUGAUAGUGAGGAAUUCCAAAAAUCAAAGUCAGAACUCAUACGCCUUUAUAAGGACAUUCAGAGUCUCCCAGGAGCAGCAGAGGGCAGGGACCAGUUUUUAAUGGCGUAUGACCUGCUGCAAAGAGAGAAUUGUGAAUUAGAAACGAAGGUAUUGAAGUUUUCACAAGAAUUGGGACAAUUAAAUCAUAUUACUGUAGGGGGGGAAACUACAACUGCUAAUUUAAUUACAAGUGAGGAUACCGAUGAAGAUCUGGUGCCUAAUGUGCCAGCUUGGAAAAUAGAGACUCCAAGCCCACAGGAAGAGAGAAAGAAACUCUGUCCUGAAUUUGGAGAAAGUAAGCAAAAGGACAGUCCAGAAGAGUCAGUAAACAAGGGCAUUUUUCCAAGAGAGGGGAGGAAGGAGGCAGAUAUACAACAGAGUGGAGAUGUAAAAGCUGAAGAACAAGUGUUGACUAUGAAGCCUGAGAACAUUGUGAGGCUUGAGGAAGCACCAAGCCUUCAGUCUCAGAGCUGUGGGGACAGUUCAGAUGACAGCAGCACCCAGAUUUGCCUGCAGGAGACAAAAAGGGACUGA